Betta splendens (Siamese fighting fish) is the source of this 3188-nucleotide messenger RNA. It is a transcript of the gene trafd1, whose product is annotated as TRAF-type zinc finger domain containing 1. Lineage: Eukaryota; Metazoa; Chordata; Actinopteri; Anabantiformes; Osphronemidae. Bases 567 to 2252 code for a protein of 561 amino acids. The record is from RefSeq and is a predicted model, not a curated record. The transcript has 12 exons.
UGUUGCGAUGGGCUUAAAUUUGACCAGCACCUUAGAAAGAGGCACGGGAGGAUGCGCAGGGAGCCUGAGAGAUUGCGGUCAGGGCGUUAUUGCCUCACGGUGACGAAGAAAGAAGGAAACAACGAACUGUUUUCCCAGAAACCUAGUUAGCUAACCUAGCUACGAGUUCUUUUAUGGUUAUACUUUCAGGGAUGAAUUAACUUGCGUUCAUCUUACAUCGUUUGUAGCACUUUGAGUGGAUCAAGCAACCGAAGCCCUCAAACGUGUCAUUAGCUUUCUGUUUGGUAGCUAGUACCAGCUAACAAGCAUUUAAAGUUAUUGAGCUAACGGUAGCGAGAAGUUAACGACCUGCGUUCGUUGUUAGCGGUGUAUUUAAUGCUAAGCGACGCAGUUAGCCGAAGGCUAACUGGUGGUUAACGCCGUGGAACUUUUCUGAGUUGCUUCAAGAUGCUUGUUGAAUAGAUUUGACGGACAGUUUCUAGUAAAUCGAGGCCGUCGUUGUCAGCUAACAUAAAGUACCUGCAUAGAAACAGUGGUAAUCGUGCUUGUCAGGGUUUGGUGUAGCGAUGGCAGAAGAAAAUACACAAUUCUGUGGCAACUGCAAACAUGACAUUCCAGAGGCUAAUUUUACAACCCAUGAGAUCCACUGUCAGAGGAACAUCGCCCUGUGCGACGUGUGCCAGGAGCCAGUACCGCGAUCAGACCUGCAGGAGCACAAGCAGCUGGAACAUGCACGGAUCACCUGCAAGUGUGGUUUGAAGAUUGAAAAGAAUCACGCUGAUGUCCAUCAGAGUUCUGAAUGCUCUCUGAGGCUGAUCCCAUGCCAAUACUGUGAACUGGAACUUGCCUUCAGUCAGUCCAAGGAUCACGAGGAAUACUGUGGCACACGCACCGAGACGUGCCCACACUGCAAGUGCAAUGUAAUGUUGAGAGAACGUGCUGUGCAUCCAGUUUUAUGUGGAAGCCUCACGCCACCACAGGAGAGAAACAACAGCAGGAUGAGUCACAGUGCAGUAGAACCACAGACUCCAGAAGGAUGGUUUGAAGCCCACUCUAUUCGAAACGCCAUAAGAGCCCAGGAAAGAGGCCCCAAGAAUAACAACAUCACUGCAGCAGUACAGCAGACGUUUCCCCGGGGAUUUGAUCCUGAAGUCUACAGCUCUGCUAGUGGACCUCAAGGCACAGGGGACUGGAAGAAUCCUCCACAGAGAAAUACAUUUAGUGAUUUCCUGGGGCACAGCGAUUUUCUGAAUAGCAGCAGUGUGUGGCCUUACAGUGGGCAGGCCCAGGAUGAAGACUCCUCAGGCCUGGACUACAUGUUGGCUCUCAGCCUGCAAAGUGACGGAGAAUCAGUGGCUGGAGGUGUAGAGGGCAAGUGGAGUGACAUCUGGGACCAUGCAGCUGGGAAGACAUCUAACACCUCCAUAAACCCUUCCCUGCGUCCAACUAACAACAAUUACCCACAAUUUAUUGCAAGGACAAGCACAAGUUCAGUCCAGGACCCUGACCAAACAGAUACCAUGCUGCCUUGUGAGUUUUGCGAAGAGUUGUUUCCAGAAGAGGACCUCAUUUUGCAUCAGACUGGGUGCAGUCCCGCCUCUGCCUUUGCGUCUUUCAGUAAGCAGCCUUCGUCUCCACCUAAAGAGGACAGGAUGGGCAGGAAUGCCUCAAGGUUUAUGCACAGUGUCCCUGACACACUUGCAUCCAAUAUCCCCACUUUCCCUCGCUCAGUCUCUCCAGCCUCCUACAGUCCUCCAGCCAGUCCACUAGAGGGGGAUGUUGUCAUUCCAUGUGAAUUCUGUGGUGUUGCUUUAGAAGAGGCUGUGGUGUUUCACCAUCAGGACAAAUGCGAUAUGCGUCCUCAGGCUGUGCAUCCACUCAAUAAUAAAUCAAAUGUCAAAUGCCCUGCUGAAGACACAUUUGGGCAGUUGUCUUCAGAUUUUCAUAGAAGAAUAAAGCAGCAAGCUGAUGUUCUGGACAAGGACUUUGCUUUUGGCAGAGACAUAUCAACAGGACAGAACCUAAGGGUGUGGUCGAGAGACUUCACUGGACCAGGUCAAAGGGAGACGUUUAGCCCUGAUGUUUCUGCUCACAAUAUGUCUCAGCAAGGCCGGGAAGCAGAAGGGGCUCAUCCAUCUUUAUGCGAUCAAUCAGGACCAAGUCUCCCAGAAAAUAAAGACAUGAGAGUGAACAGAAGGAAUCCAAUGACAAAGUUUCCCAAGAAGCAGAAUGAAGAUCAGCAGGAAGAGUGAAAGCAGGGGCGUUUGAAGAGAUAGAAAAACCAAAUCUUCUAUUCUGCUUUUCAUUUCUCUUUUUGCACAUGUUUGAAAAUAAAUAUACCUAUUGUAUAAGUGCCUGUGUUAGUACUAGUAUGUUGACUUUUUGUACUACUAAUGAAUUUAAUUAUUCUCACAUUCAUUAAUUUCAACAUUUGUUUCUAAUGUUUGUAUUUCUAACAUUUGGCCUUAACACAAAUUAUAUAAAGGGUUUUAUUCACACUGAUUUCAAUACAAUGUUUUAAGUCGUUUAAAAUCGGUAUCAAACACAUACGUGUGUUUGUUGUCUGGCAUAAUCUUUACUUAGUUAUUGGAGCCAAGGACACUUGUGUUUUCAACCCUGUUCACCUGCGUUUCUGUCAUUUUCUGCCUCUUUGUGUAAUCUAAAGCACUUUGAUAAAUUAUUUUUGUUAAAAAGGGCUUAUGGAAUAGAUUUGGUAAUUUUAUGGAUCUUUGACCAAGAAGUUCUAAACUGUAUUAUUGAACAUUUGUCUUUUUAUAAUGUUUAACCUUUGUCGUUAAUAUUUCACAGUGAUAUCUUAAAGUUAUAUCAAUAGAAAUACAUAAAACAUUGGGGACAGAUUGCUCUUAAAGCUGUAUUUCCUGUUCAAUAUUUUUUAAGCAGUAUGAAGAUGUUGUUUUGUUCUGCUGAAUAGGAUUUAAACUUUCUUACGUGUAUGUUGUAUGUAAAAUGGGUCCAUUUUAAAAAUGCAUACAAAACCACAUUUAGUUGCAUCUGCAAACAUCCAGGAGCAUUUUGCUUUUUAAUAUCUAAUGAUGAAACGUGAUUAAGUACAGAGCUGGGACUAAUGAUGACAGUCAUCAGCUGUGGUAUUCCAGUUGACACAAUGGACCCUUCUUGUUUAUGAACAACUGUCUUCUGUGGUUAUUAAAUGUUUCUGAGAGAACAUU